This is a messenger RNA of Erythranthe guttata (spotted monkey flower), 1677 nucleotides long. The record is from RefSeq and is a predicted model, not a curated record. Lineage: Eukaryota; Viridiplantae; Streptophyta; Magnoliopsida; Lamiales; Phrymaceae.
AUGACUUCUUCUGGAACUAAUACCACAUACAAAUUUACAUCCAACUUACCUUCUCCUCCCUUGCCUCGAAAUUCCCCGCCUUUCGUCGCUCCUCCGUUAGCCCCGCAAGUAGUACUCCCUAAACUCGAACCCGAGUCCGUUCAUUUUUCCGACGACUACCCCCUUCUAGAACCUUCUUCUUCUUCAUCGUCAACCGUCGGCUUACAGAAAGUUACAAUCAAAGCCGUACCCGAGCGCGAACCCGUCGCCGCUUCGGAGUCCGUGCCUCAAUUCACGGUCCUAAUUGGGCUGAAGGCGCCUCCGUUGUCGGAGGAUUUCCGUGCCCCGAUCGACCUUGUUACGGUUCUCGAUAUUAGCGGCAGCAUGACCGGAGCGAAGCUAAGUCUCGUAAAGCAAGCCAUGCAUUUCGUGAUCGAUCAGUUGGGGUCGCGCGACAGGCUCUCGGUGGUGUCUUUCUCCGAUCAUGCCAAGAGGAUAUUCCGCCUGCGCGGAAUGACGGAGAGCGGCAAGAGAGACGCUAAGUUUGCCGUCGAUACGCUGUGGGCGAUUGGCGGCACGAAUAUAGUCGAGGGCCUCAAGAAGGGAGUGCGCGUUCUCGGAGAACGGCGGUACAAGAAUCCCGUCUCGAGCAUCGUGUUCUUGUCCGAUGGAUGCGACUCUCACAACCGCUCGUAUUUUUCGCAACUGCCUCCUUCGAUUUACCCCGUAGGAAAUAACGGCGGAUGGCCCCGUGAGAAGGCGGAGACUGUUAUUCCAGUCCACUCGUUCGGUUUCGGCACGGACCACGAUGCCGUUACAAUGCACGCGGUUUCCGAUGCGUCGGGCGGUACUUUCUCCUUCAUCGAGUCUUACGAAAUGGUGCAGGGCGCUUUCGCGAGCUGCAUCGGCGGUCUAUUGAGCGUGGUUACUCUAGGGCUCCGCCUGACGCUGAGGUCAGCGUCGGACGGAGUGGUGAUGAAAUCGAUACCUUCCGGAAGGUACAAGAGCGAAAUCGCCGAGCAAGGAUCCAAAGCCACGAUCAACGUAGGCGACCUCUACGCGGACGAAGAGAAGGAAUUCUUGAUCAACUUGUCGGUCCCAAGGGAAGAAACCGGGGGGACCACGUCGCUUUUGGACAUUGCGUGUUCUUACAAGGAUGUCAUGUCGAACGAGGCGGUGGAGAUCGAGAGCGCCGAGUUAAGACGUUCAAAGACCGUUUCGCCCUCGGAUUCGAAGGUGAAGUUGGAGGUCGAUCGGCAGAGGAAUCGUCUACGUGCGGCGGAGAGCAUUGCGGAGGCUCAAAUAAAGGCGGAAACGGGGGAUCUAAUGGGGGCACGGGAUCUACUAGCCAAGGGUAGAACGGACAUUGUCGCAUCUUCGUCGGCUCAAGCGGGGGACGAUAUGUGCGUGUGGCUCGAAGAAGAUAUUAAAGAGACGGAGAGAAGAAUGGGGAGUGUGCAACAAUAUCAACAAGAGGGACGAGCAUAUGCACUCUCCGGUAUAAGCUCGCAUGGUGCACAAAGGGCGACGACGAGAGGGAAAAAAGUGGCCGGAGCGGCACUCGUCGAGAGAUCGAGCGGAGGCGGCGGUUACGGUGGUAGGUAUAAUCCGUAUUCGACUCGAAGUAUGGCUCUUAUGGUUGUCAAGUCUGAGCAACUUGAGAUAGAUGUACCUAUUAUUAAGAAGGAGGAGAAUUAG